Molecule: messenger RNA, 3100 nt
Organism: Carassius gibelio (silver crucian carp)
Lineage: Eukaryota; Metazoa; Chordata; Actinopteri; Cypriniformes; Cyprinidae
Gene: cacng5b
Product: calcium channel, voltage-dependent, gamma subunit 5b
Exons: 7
Coding region: 210-1037 (275 amino acids)
Biological process (GO): regulation of AMPA receptor activity; neurotransmitter receptor internalization; positive regulation of synaptic transmission, glutamatergic
Cellular component (GO): postsynaptic density membrane; AMPA glutamate receptor complex
Molecular function (GO): voltage-gated calcium channel activity; channel regulator activity
Source: RefSeq, a predicted model, not a curated record
UGUACAACACGCUCGCUGGCUCGUGUUCAUUCUCGUGGUCAGCCUGCGCUGCGAGGAGCUGCUUCACUCCACAGCUGGAUUACACUCAGAUAUACUCUCAUCAGCAACAUCCUUCAGGUGCAUCAUCAUCACAGCAGCAAUGGACGCUCUCACAUUCUAAGUUACAGAUUCUCUGUGUGGUGAGCGCCCCCUGCUGAAGGCUGAGGGGCAUGAGCGCGUGCGGGAGGAAGGCCCUGACCCUGCUCAGCAGUGUGUUUGCGGUAUGCAGUCUGGGGCUGCUGGGUAUCGCAGUCAGCACUGACUACUGGCUCUACCUGGAGGAGGGUGUCAUCCUGCCUCUGAACCAGAGCGCUGACAUACGCAUGUCCAUCCACUCCGGCCUCUGGAGAGUCUGUUUUCUGGCAGGUGAGGAGAAAGGCCGUUGCUUCACCAUCGAGUAUGUGAUGCCCAUGAGCAUUCAGCUGACCAGUGAGUCUACUGUCAGUGUCCUGAAGAUGAUUCGUUCGGCCACGCCGUUCCCUCUGGUCAGUUUGUUCUUUAUGUUCAUUGGUUUCGUGCUCAACAAUAUCGGACACAUUCGGCCCCAUCGCACCAUACUGGCGUUUGUCUCUGGAAUCUUCUUCAUCCUGUCAGGUCUGUCUCUGGUGGUUGGUUUGGUGCUCUACAUCUCCAGCAUAAAUGACGAGAUGUUCAGCAGGACCAAGAGUAAUGAGGCGUAUUUCAGCUAUAAGUACGGCUGGUCGUUUGCGUUCGCUGCCAUCUCUUUCCUGCUCACUGAGAGUGCAGGUGUGAUGUCCGUCUACCUGUUCAUGAAGCGUUACACAGCGGAGGAAAUCUACCAGCCUCACCCCAGCUUCUACCGGCCGCGUCUGAGCAACUGCUCCGAUUACUCGGGUCAGUACCUUCACCCCGACGCCUGGACGCGAGGACGCAGCCCGUCAGACAUCUCCAGCGACACCUCGCUCCAGAUGAACGCCAGCUACCCUGCCCUGCUCAAGUGCCCUGACUACGACCAGGUGUCCUCCUCUCCCUGCUGAAGCUCAGUGUCCGUCAGAACUGGGUUUGAAACAUAGAUGUGUGUCUUUGCCUUAAGAAAGGGAACAGACUGACAGAAUGUAUGACUGUAAUUUUCCUGUUCUGUAGUGAGCUAAUGGCUUUGUUCCAGCAGGUGGCAGUAUAGUAUACUUCUUUGGAGUGAUCCACACAACUACUAAGGUGAAUAUUAAUCAUUGAAGUUUAAAGUGCCCCUAUUAUGGAUUUCUGAAAAUUACCUUUCAUGCAGUGUAACACAGCUCUAAGUGAAUGAAAACAUCCUGCAAAGUUUUAAAUCCUAAAGUUCAUUGUGUCUCUCAAAAGAAAGUCAACUGUGAUUCAUUGAAACGAGUCGUUUUUAAACGAGUCCCAAGUUAUUUAAUGUUGACGUCAACAUUAAUCUUUAGCAUACUGCCCGCCAACUUUUUUAUCUUUUCGAGUUGGUCUGAAUGAAAAUCCAAAUUCAUUCUUUGACACCAGAUGCCACUUUUGAAGCAGUAAAAAUAGCGGUUUCCACGAUAACGCAGUACACAAAGCAGCACUGCACUCACAAACGCUGCUUUAUCAAACAUUACCAUAUAAAAACAUGGUGUCCCUGAUGUCACCCAUAGAUUUCCGAAGAGCGUUUUUGAAGCCAAAAGUGGGCGGAGGCGGCCAUUGGUAGCGCGUCACCACGCGACACUCCCGGAUAGUCGAAAAUGGGCAAAAAGGCGGGAGCUGGUUGCUGAAACCAUGCCCACCUAGCUGGACGGUGGUGACAGCAGCAGCAAUCCACUUGUCACUCAAGUGGCCACACCCCCUUAAUUAUGCAGAACUUUUAUAUUUAAAUGGAUGAGUUAUAAAAAAAAUCCCCCCCUCACAGUUGUCAUGAAGGGCAAAAUUAGCUAUAUAGACCAGGUUAGCAAUUUUAAUAAGCUUAAUUAGCUAUAUGAACUAUAUGAUGUUGUUGGUUUUUUUUUUUUUUUUUUUUUUUUUUUGCUGUAAAGCCUUUAGCGAUCAGUUGAGAAACUACAGUUUAAGUCACUUCUGCGUGGGCUUCAGGAGAGAGAGCGGAGGUUGAUUAAAUGAAAAUAAGACCAAUCAACCAAUAACUGCAGAUUGGCGUCAAGCAAGGGAGGGGUUUGUAAAAACCAAUCUUUUAGCGAAUCGUUUGGGAGUCGUUGAGCAAGUAAGGAAAAAUAAAUACAUUUUAUAAAACAAUGCAAGUGUUUUUGACCUUGCAUGCAUGUCUAUCUGUUGUUGGGGACUCCCAAAACCAAAAUAUUAACCUUUCAUUAUCCAUGAUAGGGGCACUUUACUGUACAGCUGGGUGUUGAUCAAUGUAAAUAUGUAUGGUGCUAAUACAAACAUGAAUUGUAGCUAUUAUGAAACACUAGCCUUCAACUACUGUAGAUUGAUCUGCUUUCAAGAAUAGUACAAAAUGAAUGCGUAAUAUACUAUGUAUUUAUGCAAUAUAAAAUCUAUUCAUAUCAAACUGUAUUCUUAUAGAGGUUGUUCUAAAAAAUAUUAGUAAAUAAGUGCAUUUUUAUAUAUAUAUAGCUAUAUCUUUAGGAAUAAAUUAGCGUGUCAACAUAUACAAUGUAGGCCUAUAUAUAAUAGAAAAAAUACAAAUUAACAAUUAUACCACAAAUAUCACAUAAUAUUAUUCCACGUCUGAAAUGAAACACAUCAAUCAAAGUAGAAUAUAACCUGAAAUCAUUUUUAAAUAUUUGUGAUGGAAUUGUAAUAUUAUAGAGUUGUACACAGCUUACAUAAAAUUCAUUUCUUUUCUGCUAUGAAUAUGAAACCAAGCUAAUGAAACUUUUUUUUUUUUUUUUGUGAAUGUUCAACACUUGCUUUGGCUCAUCCAUGUUUGAUAAAACAUGGCAUAACACAGUAUAGUACAGACAUAUAUUACAAAUGUUGCUUUUCUCUCUUUUUUGUAUCUGAAAAUGUAUCUGAAAUGUUGUAUUGUGUCUUUCUGUCAUAGCUAAUGUAUGAUGAUGCUUUCUACAUUAAUAUUUUGUAAGUGUCAGAAAGAUUGCAUUUACAGUGCCAUGUAUAUAAUCUAAACAUAUUGCAAAACUUU